Molecule: messenger RNA, 1290 nt
Organism: Parascedosporium putredinis
Lineage: Eukaryota; Fungi; Ascomycota; Sordariomycetes; Microascales; Microascaceae
Source: the annotation of a GenBank genome assembly
AUGGGCUCCUCAUCGUCAGACACCGUUGGUGUCAUUAUUGUUGCCGUCCUUAGUUCCUUUGCAUCCGCCAUCCUCAUCGCCUUGGCCUUUGCCGCCCUCUACCUCUACAGAUAUUCUCCCCGUUCGGGGUGGCUAGACUUCCUCGGCAGGCCGGGAGAGUUUGACGAUGAGCAGGCAUUCCUCAAGGAGGAGGCCGAGGCCUUGGAGACAAUGGAUGAAAUGCAAAAGACUGAGUAUCUGAGGGCCAAAGCUUUUAUCAAUUUCAACCCCCGAGUCGGCUCAGACCGAUAUCUCCCUCUCACAAUACCUUGCGAUCCAAGAAAGGGCGUUUCCGCUUGGGAGUUCGAGCCCGAGCUUGAAAUUGCCAAUUGUUUCGUUGAGGCCCGCACCGAAAUCGAAUUCUUUGACUCGGAAUGCACAGUCAUGUGCAACUUGCCCGUUCCCAAGCAAAACGACGUCUACUACUGGGAGGCCAAGAUUUACGAUAAGCCUGACAACACUCUUGUCAGCAUUGGCAUGGCUACCAAACCUUAUCCGCUCUUUAGGCUCCCUGGCUAUCACAAGUCGUCCGUUGCCUAUCUCUCGAGCGGUGUUCGACGGCAUAACCAACCCUUCAACCCUACCCCGUACGGCCCCGAGAUUGUGCAGGGCGACGUUAUUGGCGUUGGCUACCGUCCGCGCACCGGUACCAUCUUCUUCACCCGGAACGGCAAGAAGCUGGAGGAUGUGGCACACGGGCUUAAGACGCAAAACUUCUUCCCCGCUAUUGGUGCCAACGGACCAGCCACCGUCCACGUCAAUCUCGGCCAGUCCGGCUUCGUCUUUAUCGAGGCCAACGUGAAGAAGUGGGGUCUCGCACCCGUUACCGGCAGCCUCGCCCCUCCACCCCCGUACGGCUCGGAACAGGGUAGCAUCCUCCUCGAAUCCGGGUCCAAGGACGGGAGCUACGGUACCAGCACCAGCCCCGCCAGGUACCAGAGGGCUCAUGCCAACACCCACUCGGCAUACCAGGUCCCGAAGCGGAACCUUCCGUGUUCUUCCUCCCACGAGUCCCGGCCCCGCGCGGAGCCUACCGAUAUCUCCCUCGCGCAACUAGUCCCCACGGAAGAGGCUGAUGAGCCCAGCGACGCCGUCACCCAUCACCCCAGUGGCAGCGAAGUUGCGGACGACGACGAGACAGUCGGUCUCGGUCUCCAGGACGCCCUUAACCCCCGCCCGACUACACGAGCCCAGACAACUCGGAAUCCGGCAGCCGCCGGAGCAGCCUUGAUAGCGAGAACACACCCCUGA